GAAAUCACUCUGUUUUCCUCAGACAUUGUCCGUGUCCAACAGGAAAGUGGAGUUUCUAUCUCAGAUCCCUGUCAGACUUGGCACAGUAUUUCCAGUGUGGCUGAUUUCCCCUGGUUUGAAGUUGUAGGAUGAGCACUCAGGAUUCCAGGCCAAGAUGUGAGGUUCAUUGUGACCCUCAGAUUGUUCAGCCACCAGAGAUCCAAAUAUAGAUUCCUUGCUAUCUUCUUAGAGAUGGAUGAAAGUGGGGGGACAGAAUAAUCGCCAGGGACACCACACUUCAAAUUCUUUCUGUGGACUCUCCAGUUCCAUGGGUAAUCAUGGGGACCAUCAAGAAAAAUCACACCGUACUGAAACUUCCACUGUUGGACACGUUCAACACACCGAAAAACUAUGACCAUCCUGAGGUUCUGAGACACACCUUCGAGACACUCUCUAGCCUGCACAAGCUGCUCCCGAAUCAUCUAUUGGAAAAGCUUCAUUCCUACAAGAGUGAAGAGGACAAAAGAAAAUGUGAGGAUCCUGAACUCUCUGGAUUAGAAAGAGUCUUAAAAAGACAUGAGUAUCCAAAGGAGAUUAACCUGAGCCCAAAGCCGAGCAGUAUGCCCCUGUGGCAGAGAAACAUCAUGAACACUGCAAACCGGAGUAAAUGCCAGAAGAGCACCCCCAAUACUCCAAUGUCGGCGAUCGUCGUCAGGAAAGCCACAGCCCCUCUGGCUCACAUCUUCUAAACAAUGAAAGCCCAAAUCUGUUGUAAGAAGGAGCUGCAAUUACUUAUCUUCUGUCACAGAUCAAAUCAGAGAUGGCACAAAAACAGGAAUAAUGCUAAAACGCCAGUUUUUGAGAGGGACAGAGGAGGACAAGGAAAGAAGACAAACUCCCCGUACAAGAAGAGUCACCUUGGUGCUGAUAGCGUUCUUCUUGGCCGGCCGGUUCAACAUUAUCUUCGUGAUGCCGUCCUCAGAGGUUACCACCAGGAAUUCAUAUGCCCCUUGCUUACUCUCCGCGCCAGGUUUUACCUGGCUAGAGGACUCAGAUGAGCUCAAACUGGACACCAAAUCCACAUAGUUCUGCCUGGCAGUUUCCUAAAGAGAAGAUGACAACUAGUUUCAGCCCAUGGUCAGCAAAUAGGUACUUGAGAAACUUACGAGGCUGAUACAUAGCAUCUUGCAAUGAAGAAAGAAUGGCCGUUCUGGUUCAAUAGAGGUAUGUCAAGAUCCCGGACCUCUCUGUCUAUAAUGGCUUGACAAGGAGAAGCACCUAACUCAUUUUAGGAGAACAGCAAGUCAAAUAGGAGCAAGGUAACAAGUAGACUUACCUUGGGCAGGCUGCCAAGGCCAUUCCAUGCAUCCCAUUUGGCCUUAUUGACAAAGUCGAACACACCAGGCUUGGGCGCAUUACAAGGGCCUUCCGUGGCCUGUGGAAAGGAGAGGGGCGGCUGUGGUCAGAUACUCAUGCAAAAAGGAACCAUAAAUAAAUGCACAACUAGAUGACCAUGUCUGCCCUUCACCAAAUACUUGGACAAGGUACAAAAAUUGAUGUGAACUUUCCUCUCUGAGGUUACUGCCAAAACAUGCACAAACAACUGGAAAAAAGCCUGGAGACAAAAUGUGCUAUUGGCUAUCAGUCCCUAUAUUUUUCACUGCCUGAAUGUGAAAAUGAAGCAAGAGAAGUGUUUUGGGGAAAGUCAAAAUCCCGAGCUCUCCAUUUAUAUGGCUUGACAAGGAGAAGCACCUGACUCAUUUUAGGAGAACAGCAAGUCAAAUAGGAGCAAGGUAACAAGUACUUUCAGAAGUACUUAGUUCAGAAGUUUUCUAUGGGUGAUCACAUAUUUAAUACACAAUUGAAAUAUUCAAGAAACAUUUGGAAACUCACAAUAAAUGCUGAAAGCCCAGUCAAAGGUUUAAAACAGCCCCACUCAUUCAGUGGGGAAUUUUCAGUAAUGGAGUAACAAAACUGUUGCUGGGAAGCAGUCGUAGGGAGGGUCAGAGCCACUGGCCCUUCAAAAAUAUAACUGAAGAACAUGCAAGCAGAAAGCAAAAAGCACCUAAAUUUUGUUUGUUUCGGGUAGACUGAGUGUUUUGAGAUGAAUAAAAUAUCCUACUCGGCUGCUUUUCAGA
Molecule: messenger RNA, 2117 nt
Organism: Talpa occidentalis (Iberian mole)
Lineage: Eukaryota; Metazoa; Chordata; Mammalia; Eulipotyphla; Talpidae
Product: testis expressed protein 56-like
Exons: 3
Coding region: 318-728 (136 amino acids)
Molecular function (GO): nucleic acid binding
Source: RefSeq, a predicted model, not a curated record